Molecule: messenger RNA, 921 nt
Organism: Prorocentrum cordatum
Lineage: Eukaryota; Dinophyceae; Prorocentrales; Prorocentraceae
Source: the annotation of a GenBank genome assembly
CAAGCCGCGGCGGCCCGCGCGCCUCGGCGCGCGCGGGGCGCGCCUGGGGCGGGCGGAAAUGGCAGCGGACGACGGGGAGGACUUCGACGACCUGGACGCCCUGGAGCAGGACGUGGCUGGCGGCGCCGCGCUUGCCCAGGGCGCCGCUGCUGCCCCCAGCGCGCUGGGACCGCGCUACGUGGUCCAGGACGACACUCGCUGAUGAAGUAGAAGCUCGCAGGCGGCACGAUGCCAGUGAGCGGCGCUGGGCACGGAAGGAGACCUGGGCGCCUUGGGCCUCGACCCCGCAGGCUGCGCCGCCACCGCGGAGGCGGCCGCGGAGGACGACGGCGAGGACCUGGGCGGCGGCCCCGACGCCGGAGGGGCGCCGGGGAGCCCGCGGGCCCGCCCCGCUACGAGGUGGGGCAGUUGCUGGAGCUGCGAUGCGGGGAGGACAGACUCGUGGGCGCCUUGCCAAGUGGUGCACGUGGACGUUACCGUGGUUGGGCCCAUGUACGCCGUGCAGAUGCAGGGCGGGCAGGUGCAGUCGCUGGUGAAGGAGGGGCGAGUUGCGGCCCCCCACGGGCGUGUGAGCGCCCGCCCGAAGGGCGCGCGCUCGCGGGCGACUGCAGCCCCCGGCCUGCAGGGAGGAGUCAGGAGGGUCGAGGCGGGGAGGGAGGAGCGGGGCAGCCCGGGGGCAGAGCUUGGAACGGGGCGGGCUUUGCUCUGGCCCGCGACCUCUGCGCCGCGUUCGCGGGCGCCGCGCAACGAGAAAAGCAUCCGCGGCGCGGCGGCCGCGGCGUCGGCGCCCGCCGACCGGGUGCCCUCGGUAGCGCCGGUGUCGCAGGAGUCGGCCGUGAUCCCAGACCACUUCGCGUCGUGACAACAAUCACGACGGGAAGCUUUUCGCUAUUUUCGGCCUUUGGGUGCCCCUACCGGGCC